Molecule: messenger RNA, 2847 nt
Organism: Brassica napus (rape)
Lineage: Eukaryota; Viridiplantae; Streptophyta; Magnoliopsida; Brassicales; Brassicaceae
Product: probable disease resistance protein RF9
Exons: 3
Coding region: 226-2583 (785 amino acids)
Biological process (GO): defense response to other organism
Source: RefSeq, a predicted model, not a curated record
GAAACAUGUUUUUGGUUUCCUCUUUUCAUCGACCACAUGGUCUUUCGGCUCAAAAAGUGUAAGUGGCUAUAAUAGAUUAAACUCAUCAUCGUGAAUACAGCUGGUUUGUGUCGUUUAGUGUUGACUAAGAAUAAUCAAGUACUUGGUCUUCAGUUGCGUUCUAAGCAAAAACACAUUCGCAUAUACAGAUCAGUUUGAAGAAAAGCGAUUUUCAAGAGGAGACUUAUGGCUGAGGCACUUUUACCGUUUGCAGUGGAGAGGCUUUGGAACCUCCUUGUCCGAGAAACUGGGAGAUUUCAAGGAGUUGAAGAGCAGUUCGAGGGAUUAAAGAGUGAUGUUAAGAAGUUAAGGUUUUUUCUGGAAGAUGCAGAGGCCAAAAAACAUACAAGUGCCUUGGUGAAAGACACUAUCAAAGAGAUCAACGAAGUUGUUUUGGACGCAGAAGAUAUCAUCGAAACCUUUCUUCUAAAGAAAGAACUAGGAGAAUCAAGCAGCAGCAGCGUCAAAAGAUUUGCAUAUGCUAGUGUGAAAAGCAUGGUGCUUGGGUUUGAUAUGAAAACCAUAAGCAAGAGGAUCUCUAAGGUGAUCCUUGAUAUGCAGAAAUUUGGCGUUCAGAAUGCCAUUGUCAAUGAAGAGGAUAUGAAGUCUGUACAGUUAAGAGAAAGAAAAAUGCGAGAAAUGUUUUGUAUCGUUGACGAAAAGGUUUACAGUGUUUUGUAUCUGAGUUCCGAAGAGCUGCCUGCCUAUUUGAAGCAGUGCUUCCUUUACCUUGCUAGUUUUCCAGAAGAUUAUAAAAUAGAUGUGGAGAAACUGUCCUAUUACUGGGCUGCAGAAGGAAUACUAAUGCCAAUGUAUUUCGAUGGAGUGAGCAUUCGACAUAUUGCAGAUAUAUGCAUAGAAGAAUUGGUGAAGAGACACAUGGUUAUUUCUGAAAGAUAUGUUAAAACUUUAAGAUUUGAAACACUUCAGUUGCAUGACAUGAUGAGAGAAGUUUGUUUACGCAAAGCUGAAGAAGAGAAUUUCGUACAGACCAUCGACACAUCAACUGCAAAUUCGAAAUCUCCUAGUAAAUCUCGCAGACUUGCUGUUGUACGUUGGGGUGGUGAAACAUUUAGUGUUGAUAAGGAGGUGAAGAAUCCAAGCCUUAGAACUCUCUUGUUUAUCAAGUGCAGCAGAUGGAAGGCAACAAGUUUAUUCUUUACAAUGCAUAAGCUGAUGAGAGUGUUAGAUCUCUCAGGGGUCGAUUUUGAAGGAGGGAAGGUACCCUCUAGCAUCGGGAAGCUCAUCCACUUGAGAUAUCUUAGUUUAUAUGAGGCACAUGUAACUCAACUGCCUUCUUCUAUGCGCAAUCUGAAGAAGCUUCUCUAUUUAAACCUAGCUGUGUAUGUUGAAGUCUACAUGCCCAACAAUAUCUUGAAUGAGAUGCGAGAAUUAACAUUCUUGUGUUUGCCGGAGAGAUUACAUGUUAAGACAAAGUUGGAAUUGGAAAAUUUGGUCAAGCUGGAGACGUUGAAGAAUUUCUGCACAGAACAUGGGCGAGUGACGGAUCUACAGGGUUUGACACGGCUCAGAUCUCUCUCUAUCUAUAUUACAGACGAGAGGUAUACUAUGGAAACUCUAUCUUCAUCUCUAAGUAAACUUUCACACUUGGAGAGUCUUACAAUAUAUAACAAGUUUUAUACUCCGACGAAUGAUGAUGAAGAAGGAUUUGUUUGGGAUUUUGUUAAUCUCAAACAGCUGAAGUUGGAGAUAUAUAUGCCAAGGUUACCUGAUGCGCAAUGCUUUCCUUCUCACCUUACAACCAUUGAGCUAACUUAUUGUUGUUUGAAGGAGGAUCCAAUGCCGAUUCUAGAGAAGUUGCUUCACUUGAAAGAGAUUUGUUUAGGGGGUACAUCUUUCUGUGGGAGGAGAAUGGUUUGCUCAAGUGAUGGGUUUACUCAAUUGCAGAAGCUAAUAUUUGGGGGAUUAACGGAGUGGGAAGAGUGGAUAGUAGAAGAAGGCUCGAUGCCCCUUCUCCAUACUCUUGAUAUUGGGUCUUGCAAAAAAUUAAAGGAGCUUCCUUAUAUGCUCCGAUUCAUCACUAACUUAGAGGAUCUGAGUGUUCAUGAUAUGGGAGAUGAAUUCAAUUUGAGAUUGUCGGAAGGAUACUUUCCUUCUCACCUUACAACCAUAUCUCUAAGUGGUUGUUGUUUGACAGAGGACCCAAUGCCUAUUUUAGAGAAGCUUCUUCAGUUGAAAGAGGUUAUAUUAAAGAACAACUCUUUUUGUGGGAGGAGAAUGGUUUGCUCGAGGGAUGGGUUUCCUCAAUUGCAGAAGCUACAAUUAGAGGGAUUAGAGGAGUGGGAAGAGUGGAUAAUAGAAGAAGGCUCCAUGCCCCUUCUCCACACUCUGAGAUUUGGCCGUUGUCUAAAGUUAAAGGAGCUUCCUGAUGGGCUGCGAUUCAUCACUUCCUUAAAGAGUCUAAUUUGUCAUGAUAUGGGAAAGAGAUGGGAGAAGAGACUUUCAGAUGGAGGAGAAGAUUAUUACAAAGUCCAACACAUCCCUUCUGUUCAGUUCGAUGAUAGUGAGCCAGACAGCAGCUGAAGGAGACUCUCAGCAAUUACGGACUAUCAGUGGCAACAGAGAACUUACAAGUGAAACAUACUCGCACACUGAGUGAAGCUGUUCGAUGAAGUGUCUAACUGAGACACUUGAUCUUCUGCAAUGCUUUAAGUUUGCCUAGAGAGAUAAAGAAAUGUAUUUAGGGAGUUGAAGCUGUUCGACGAAGGUUGUCAUGUACCUUUUUCUACUGAAAGAGGUGAAAUAUGUUAAGAUUUUUAUAUAUUAGUAUUCUCUUUACAUUUUCUU